UUACAAACGAAAACUCUACUGCAAGACUUAAAGUGUGUGUUGUACAUAACUACAAUCACGUUGAUGUAACUAUAUAUGACCAGAAGACCGGUAAUGAGGUCAAAGAUCCACGCUGGUCACAUGUCUACAAGCGAAGAACUAAAUUUGUUGGCGAUGUUGAGCUAACUCUACUGAAAGCGAAGGAAGAAGAUUUUAAAAUGUAUCUGAUUGUAUUGAUAUUUACACCAGAAAAAAACCUAACACUCUCUUUAAAUAUCACAUUGAAAGGUGAGUUGCAAAUACGUAACAUUAGUUUACUGUCGUAUUAUUCAUUGUAUUGUGUUCCAGGUUAGUUUUAUAGCAAAAAAGACUUAGCUAAAUUGAAUGCUAUAACACAUAUUUCAUAUCAUUAAAUGUAUAAUAGAAGGGGAAAAUUCGACAAUUUUGACAAUUGCUUUAUUUCGUUUUCGACGAUGAAAUAACAAUGGCAAAGCUUUUCUUGAUGACCUUUAGGACAGCAUGCAAAAGAAGUAACAGCACUGAAAUAAAAUUUAAAAAAACAGCUGUAAUUCCUUUGCGUAAUCUGUUUUGUUUUUCAUCUAAUAGAAACUUACAAAUCCAUUGUUACCAUGUUUAUUCACCAUGGUUAAUUUAACGUAAGUGUUUAUAGUAUGCGACGGAGCACUCUAGACAUUGUUUCAAACAUAUCAUUCGACAAUGGUGGCUAUAGCAAUCUUCAAAAGAGUCUAUUUUCUCCCAUAACACACGCAUAGCUCUACGCAGAACUUCACAUUUAAAAACACAUUCCUUUACACUCACCACAAAGAGGCAUCUCGUGGCGAGAGACGGGAAAGUAAAAGUGGUAUGGAAAGUCGGUUCCACGCGAAAUUAUUUAUCGCGAAACGAUUUUCUACAGCAUAGUGAUAGAUGAUCGUGCAAUAUGGCUGGCUGCAUCGUCCUGUAGAUACCUUAGUCAAUUUUCCAACACAAGUAUAUGGCAUCCUUCCGUCUUCGUGAGACGAUGCAGUAGCUAUAUAGUUCUAUACUUUGACGAGUGGCUCACUAGGCCAAUCCUAGAAUGGCAAUCUCACAGGAGCAUAUUGAAUCACGGUAAAUUAUUGAUUUCCGAAUUGUUCUUUUUGAUUCAAGGGCCUCGUUUCGAGUAUCUUCUGCCAUUAUUACUCCAUCAAACACUGCUGCUCGCCAGUUGGAGCGAUGUUCGGCAAUGAACUCCCAUUCGAAUGUUUCUAUAUUGGCUUCACUCAUGCUUCGUUUGCAAACGUCAAUAAAUCUCAGGCGUGGUCUCCAAUAUGUCUUGUACCUUCUGCCAACUCUCCAUACAGCGGUAUCUUUGGGAUACGUUCUUCCUCCAUUCUCCGUACAUGACCUAACCAGCGAAGGCACCUCUUGAUUAUAAAGGAGAAUAUCCUAAACAUGUGUGCAUGUUCCAAAACCUCCACGUUAGGCAGCCUGUCCUGCCAACGAAUGCGCAAAAUGCGACGCAGACAUCUUUGAAGGAAGCUGUUGAGUUUCCGCUCCUGGCUGGUCCACACUUCGCUACUAUAUAGGAGCGUGCUAAGCACACAUGCCUGAUAGACACUUAUUUUUGUUUUAUCAGUUAGAUUGAGAUUAUUCCACACCCGCUUAUUGAGUUUAGCCUUAGUUACUGCUGCUUUUGCAAUCCUGAUAUUUAUCUCUUCAUCAACGGAGAGAGAACUAGAAAUAUAGGAUCUCUGGUAUAUGAAAUAAUAAUUUUCCUACACAAGUACAGUUUCAAAUAAUGUACGUCUAUUCAUUCGAUUAGGCCAAUAAAAUUAACAUUAAUAAAUAAUCUGAAAAACAUAAUAUAUUUUUCAACUUACUAAUAACAGAUUUAUUAUUGCUGAAGUUGUUGCUAUUUUGUUUUACCUAACUUCAAAUAAUAGAAUAAAUUAAUGUAUCCUUUUCAAAUAUGUUAUUAGGUAGUUUAUUUCAUUUAGCUUUAUUUUUUUCUUCUCUCUAAUCAGUGCAUAUAAUACAUUGACUUGGAUUUGGAAAAAAAAAAAUAUGAAGAUGUAAAAUCAUUUUCUUACUUCAACCAUGAUUGUAAGGAAACACGCAAUCAUUUUCAAGCACUAUUUUUUUAAAUAUGAAUAUCGAUUCAUUUGUAAACAAUUAAAUGGGUAUAAGGUAGCUACUCUUUCUAUGGUAUCCUAUCAGGUGAGAUACUUUAAAAAAACAAAAAACCGUGAACUGCAAAGAGUAAAAGGCGCAAAAGGCACACCAUAUCGUUACACAUGUAACGUGAAUCGGUUUCCGGACAAUAUCAUCUAGUCGUUCAAAACAAAGGAAAACAGCUGAUUCGCGAUUGAUGAAGCAGUCUAAAUAAUUUGACUUUUGUAUGAGAACUUGUAAUUCAUUAAAAAAAAUUUAAAUUUCGAAAACCUUGCCUAAAAUUCUCAAAAAUACAUCAUCCUAUCUCGCAUAUGUGGCUCAAUAUAUAAUCCUAUCUAGCAUAUCUGGCUAAAACAUCACCCUUUAUCGCAUAUUUGGCGCAAUAAAUUAUCCUGGUUUGCAAAUGUUGCUCAGUACAUCGUCCUAGCUCCCACAUGUGACUCCUUAAAUAAUACUGGCUCGCAUAUAUUGCAUAAUACAUCAUCCUGGUUCACAUAUGUGUCUAUGACAAUAAUUUUACUUACUGUUUACGGUAUGAAAAUCCACAUUAUUCCUUAGUUAGACGGUUAACGGACGUAUCCAUGAUGUUCAGUUCAAAGGAUUUUUGUCAUAAAUUUCGUAAGAGUGAAUGUAGAAUGUGCUACAGACCACGUGCGUGAUUCUCAUUGGUUGAAAAAGGUUGGACAGUCCUGCCAUUCCUUUGAGACAGUACACUUACAAAAUGGAAAAAUGUUCUUAACAAAUGACUGCAUCACCCUAGUACUUCUUGUCAUCAUAUUAUAUAUAGACCAAAUGUUUAUCAUUUGCAGGAAUUUUUAAAAUCUAAAACUCAGAUGUUAGGGUGUUAUAAUGGUAUGAAAUGUUCACAUAAACAAUAUUUGUGGCAGAUAAAAAUCUAAACAUGUUUCUGUGCAAAUUGUUAAUCUUGUCUUUUUAAUACGUGAACUAAACCUAUGGUAACGUCGAUUCACACAUUAAAGACAUACCCAACCACAAUCCUUCUGUUUAUAGACUGGGACAGAUGUUAGGGAAUACUUCUUCUGUCGUGGAAUGUUAUAUGUGACAUGCUCCAAAAUCAGCUCACCUUACUUUAAAUUGGCUUGUGUGGUAGAGCUUGAAGGAAAAAACACACGUUAUUUAAAAAAAAACAAAAAAAACUUUAUAUAUCAAUAAGUGCUUUGCUCGCAAAAAAUCAGUUAAACGUAUUCCAUUUAUGUAACUUAUCGUUAACUCGGCUUAAUGUUUCAAUAUCUCUAGAAUAACUAGAAGCUUGCUGGCAUCCGACUGUGUAUAAAACGAUCACACUAAGAUCUCACUAUCUGCAAAAGAAUAUAAUAAAAUACAAAAUUACAAUUAUGACACAUAGAUUACAAAAAGAUUUCUGUUGGUUUGUUUUAAGGGUAAGUCAUCUUUUUUUUCUAACAAUCUCUUUUAUGGAAUGAAACAACAUACAGCCCCUCUUUUUUACUACCUUUAGUUAACACCGGUUCACAGUUGAUGAUAAUAUUUGCUAUACAUUUUAACACAUUACGUGUAUAAUUAAAAGGUUACAGUAUAUUCUUAUACUUUAUACAGUUUUAGUCAUUAAAAAAAAAAUUCGAAAAUUAUUUAACCGAUUAAAAUGUAUUUGAAAAUGCUUCUGCAUUUAGAACAUCUUAUUAUCAUAAUUGGGUAAAAUUAUAAAAAGCACUACAUUCAUCCACGGUGUUAUUUGUUUAUUGGUGUUGUAGUGUUACAAAUUUCUAAAUUUUUUUAAUGGAAAAAAUGAAAGAUGAAAUUAAGUCCAAUAUGUGGAAUACACAUUUAAAAAAUAUUUCUUUACAAUUUGUAUCAUUAAUCCAUAUUUAAUAUAAUUAAAUAGCUUUAGGAUAAAAACAUAAUUAAAUAUUUAAUAUAGAUUGAUUGAUUUUGAUAUUUAUAUCGCGCUGGUAUCCAUGCUACUCUAGCAUGCUCACUGCGCUCUGGUCCUCCGAAAUAUAUUUACACAAAAAAGUUUUUAAUUGUUUCUUAAAUGGUUUUUUAUCAUUUACAAUUCCCCUCAAAGAUUGAGGCAAAAUGUUCCAUAUUUUUGGCGCUAACGCUUCAAAAGAGCGCACUCCAUAAGACUUUUUUCUUUGUUCAUCCACACAAGACACACUCAGUAAGUACUGUGCUGAAGACGCAGGUUCUUCAAGGACACAUGUUUGUUAAUCAGUUCCUUGAGAUAUUCGGUGCUGAGCCAUCUAUGCAGCUGUACGCAAUUGACAGAAUUCUGUAGUUGUUGCGCUCACUCACAGGAACACAACACUUUUGGAAGCCUCUUGCACCUUUCAAUUUUCUUCUUUUAAUUAUUUAAAGAAUUUAAGAUACUUACCAUUAAUCAUCACAAUAUAAUAAAUUUGGGCGCUAACAUAAAUUUACAUUGACAUUUUAAAAAAAAAAUAUGUUAUUCUUUAAGCGAUAAGAUAUCUAACAUUUUCAUUCCCGUAUUGUUAUUCUAUUUUUCUUUGGAAGUCUUAUUGACCCACUUUCUUUCUUCCUAUUAAACUGAAAAGUGGCAAAGAUGCUCGUUGCUGUUGACGACCCAUUUUAUAAAAUGUUCAGCCUCAAGCCCCCAAAAAUACGUAUAUCCUAUUUUUUCAAGGGGAUUCGAUUUGUUCAAUGGUUGCGUUGAUCUUGUGUGAAGAGUAAUUGUAUAGCUGUUGCUCUUUGCUUUGUAUUAUGGAGCAUUUGCGAAAGAAGUAAAAAUUACAAACAUUUAUGACGGGACAAAUUAAGGAAAUGUGAAGCUUGUUUUCGCCAGAUGUUUAACGAUUUUCAUAACCACUCCUUAAUAAAUGAUAAAGCAGCACGUACAAUUCCAUCAAUUAAAAAAAAAAAAAGCAUUUAUACGAAAACCAUUUUUUGUCCUGUGUUGUUUAAUUUCUUUAUUUUUUAAUAUCACUAAAAAUUGAGGGCUACUUUAAAUGGAACCCAGAGAUUAUUUUCCAAAUUAUUAUUUUUAUUUACUAUAGUACUUAUACAAGAUCUUAGUAUUAUAUAUUUUAAUUCUUUAGCUUCAUUAUAUAUUUAUAUAUAGAAGGAUACAUGAUUUAUUUUUUUUUAUUUAAAUUUCAGACCGCCCUACACUUGCCACUACAUUUUGGAUGCCUAAAGAUUUCUGUAGCGAACUUUCUCCACGACCGUUUUUUCGAAAAGUCACAUCAGGCUUACAAUUAAGACCAAACAAUCUGACCAACAAUGAAACACAGAUCUCUAUCAUACAC
Messenger RNA from Lymnaea stagnalis (great pond snail), 5378 nucleotides. The record is from the annotation of a GenBank genome assembly. NCBI's taxonomy places the organism in Eukaryota, Metazoa, Mollusca, Gastropoda, Lymnaeidae.